Cuscuta campestris is the source of this 2508-nucleotide messenger RNA. Lineage: Eukaryota; Viridiplantae; Streptophyta; Magnoliopsida; Solanales; Convolvulaceae. The record is from the annotation of a GenBank genome assembly.
AUAAAUAAAAUAAAGCAUUUUUAAAAUAAAAUAUUAUAAAUCUAAUAACCCACGUCCUAUUCCUAUGCCAUUUGGGAAGUCUAAAAGUCAUCCAAAAAAUACCGUUAUAUACACAUAGAGAGACCUCUGCAGCGUUUCAUCAUCUUCCUCAUUCUUCUCUGCGCGUCGGACCGGAGUCAGUGGAGUUACGCCGGAGUUGUCGCCGGAGUUUCAAGGCGAGAAAUUUGAGUCCUUCGUAGGUUAAUCGAGGGAGGUCGUCGCCGGUGACCCUGCUGCUGGACAAGAAGUUCGCAGCCGCUGGUUUGAAGACUGUCGCGCGUUCCGGUUUGUAGAAGAGGAAGACGUGCCAGGCCGGUAGCGGGUGGAGUGGCUAAAGAUUCCAUUUGUCAUCACUGUGGUGAAGUUGGCCACUAGAAGAGGAAUUGCAAGCAGUAUUUGGCAACCAAGAAAAAGGGUGAAGCUUCUGCUUCAGGAACAGAAGAGAAGAAGUAUGAGUGUUGAUCUUGAAGAUGCAAGGGAGGCAGAAGAUGCAGCUAUUAAAGCACAGGAAAGGUUUGAAUCAUGCAACACAGAUGAUAACAGAGAGGCCUUUCAUCUAGCAAAUGCAAACCUUCUCAAGGCAUGCAAAACUGAAGAAAACUACUGGGCACAAAAGGCAAAUAUCAAGUGGCUAGCUAGUGGUGAUGCUUCUACCAAAUAUUUUCAAUCUCUUGUUAAAGGAAAAAGAAGGCAAGCUAGCAUCAGAGAACUUAAAGACCAUUUAGGGAAGUGUAUCACUACUCUCCCUCUCGAAGAAGAAAUCAAAGCAGCAAUAUGGCAACUCAAUCCCAAUAGCUCUGCAGGUCCUGAUGGUUACAAUGGAGAAUUUUUCAGACACUUUUGGGAUAUCAUCAAGGCAGACCUUAUCAGUGCCACUCAUGAAUACUUUCAAGGCAUCCCCAUUCCCAUGGCUUUUGGAAGUACUAAUAUCACUCUUAUUCCCAAAGUGGAAGGAGCUAGAGAAAUUGGUGACUACAGACCUAUUGCUCUAUCUACCUUUUUUAGUAAGAUGCUGUCCAGGAUUAUGGCUAACAGACUUGGCCCUAUGCUUAAUAAAAUAAUCUCUCCUGAGCAAGCUGGUUUUCAAAAAAGGGAAGGUAUUGAGGAGCAUAUCCUUCUAACCAAUGAACUGAUGCACAACCUAGACUCUAAGGUUAGGGGAGGUAAUGUUAUGAUCAAGCUAGACAUGGCCAAAGCCUUUGACAAGAUCUCCUGGAACUUCCUUCAGGCCAUCCUUCAAGCUUUUGGGUUUAAUGAACAAAGCAUCUGUCUCCUUCUCCAAAACUUAAGGGCAACUUAUAUGUCUGUUCUAGUGAAUGGGAAACCCAAUGGGUUCUUUAAAAUCAAGAGGGGAGUCAAGCAAGGUGAUCCUCUUUCCCCUCUCUUGUUUAUUAUAGGAUCUGAGGGUUUUGCUAGAAGCUUAAAUCAUGCCAUCAAUUCUGGAUACAUCUCCCCUUACAAGGUGGGAAAGACUAGAGUGGUAUCCCAUCUUGCUUUUGCAGAUGAUCUUAUUAUCUUUCUUAAGGGAGACCUUAGGAAUAUCCUAAGAUUCAGACACCUUCUGGAUAGCUAUCUUAAGGCUUCAGGACAGGAGGUUAAUAAAAAGAAAAGCAGGAUUUUCUGCAAGAAAGGGAGCAGAGGUUUAUAUACUAGCAAGCUGGAUGAUACUUUAGGGUUUAAGGUGGGAAACCCUCCUUUCAAAUACUUGGGUUCUACUAUCACUCAGGGUAAACUCAAAAAAACUCACUGUGAUCAUAUUCUUCACCAUUUUGAUGCUUAUAUCAACAAUUGGUAUAGUAAAGAGCUUAACCCUAUGAGUAGACUCAUUCUUAUCAAGCAUGUCCUAAGUGCAAUUCCUAUGCAUACCCUUGCUGUCCAAGAUCUUCCUAAAUCCAUUAUUAGGACCAUACAUGGCAAACUGGCUAACUUCUUCUGGGGGAGCAAGCAAGGAAGGAACCAUUACCAUUGGGCCAAAUGGGGCACAUUAACUAGACCCACUGGAGAGGGAGGUCUGGGGAUCAGGAACUUGGAAGAUAUUCAGAAAGCCUCAGCUUUAAAACUUUGGUGGAAGUCUCUUACAGGGAAUUCUCUCUGGGCCAGAUUUAUGAAGAACAAAUAUGCAAGGGAAGGAACUUUUGAGGCUAAGAUUUAUGACUCUGCUUCUUGGAAAAGAAUCUGUAGAAUCUCUCCUAUCGGUCUACAAUUCACUACAAUUACCAACCAGAAUGUUUGCUAGGUCAAUGAUUAUACUACGGGGCCCACCAGGACUAAUGCGAUGGAUCUUAGGGAAUACAUGUUGGAGUGGUGGCUGUCACAUAGCAAAACAUCUCUAAGAGGAUUAUUAAGAAAAUGAUUCAACAUUGGGUAUGGUCCAACAAGAAAGUACAGAAGAUUGCAAGCAAGGAGGAAAUUAAUGCUCUUAAUCUCAAACCUUACCUCUCCAAGGACAAAUGAAUGCCAUGGACGUUG